AUGCAACCGGCGAUAACUGUGCUCACGCACAGCUGUAGUGAUGUUCGCCACCCGAGUGUGUUGUUACAGACCAAAGACGGCAAGAGAUAUAUUUUUGGGCAGUUGGGCGAAGGCUUCCAACGGUCUUUGGUCCAGCACAAGACUAAAAGCACCAAACUCAGUGGAAUCUUUUUAUCGGGGUCUUUACGCUGGUCCCAGGUGAGUGGAUUGCCUGGAUAUCUUCUGUCUUUGGCAGAAGUUCAUAAAAUAUCGGAGAUCCAUGGUGGGCUGUAUGAAAAAACCAACCGAAUGAUUGCAAGCUGGAAGCACUUUACUUUCCAUACUCCGCUUGAUCUGAGCCCUGCCAGUCCAAGUUCUUUCCGAGACGAGAACAUAUCUGUGGAGUCUGUUAUUCUAGGUUCUAACGGCUCAGAAUCGGCUAGCUUUAUUGUGCAGUUACUGCCGAGUCGAGGGAAGUUUCUUGUUUCUAAGGCAAAGGCUUUGGGCGUGCCUGCAGGGGCCAUGUACGGAAAAUUAAGCAGCGGAGAGUCUGUGGUAACUCCUGAAGGCCGCAAAGUCGAGCCCCAUGAAGUUGUAGGCCCUUCGCCUACACCUUGUCGGGUUCUUAUACUCGAUCUGCCUACUCAAGGUCAUGUCCAGGCAGCUUCAAAUCACAAAUGGGAUUUACAGUUGAAGCGCAAGCGUGACGGUGAAAGUGAGUACGAUGUUAAUGUUUCCGGAAUUUAUUACUUUUUAGGCAGUGAUGUCAACGUCAACAGCGCUGAUCUAGCGAGCAUUGCCGCUAAAUACCCCAAUGCUCACCAUUUUGUUUCGCAUCCGUCCACCUCGCCGGAUUAUAUGACAUUAACGAAGCUUCUCAAGCUCCAAAAUGCUUUGAGGCAAGUUAUUCCCGAUUCUGUACCUCGCCCGUAUGAAGCAAAAGCCCAAGCAUUGUUACCUGCCCCGUUUAUUCCAGUCAAGCAAAACGACGUAACUGGAUACGCAACUAGUGAUUCUGUGAAAUAUGUUGCAAACGAGGGUGAGGAAGAAAAUGAAUGCUCUCCCAAAAACAAUUUAAAGGAUACUGAACCAACCGUGGUAACUCUUGGCACUGGUUCAUCUGCUCCAUCCAACUACCGAAACGUGUCAAGCACCCUAGUUCGAGUCCCGACCACGAAUGGUGCGAGAGCAUUGCUUUUUGACUGCGGUGAAGGAGCACUCAACACUUUAAAGCGGCUGUAUGGCCCAGAUGGCCUGCGCAAAAGACUUCACGAAAUCGAUACCGUUUACAUCAGUCACAUGCAUGCCGAUCACCAUCUUGGCCUCCUAACUUUUAUUCGUCAUUGGCAAGCCGAGAACAAGGGCUCCUUAAAUUUGCUGGGUCCUGCAGCUAUCUACAAGUUCGCUUCUGCUUGGGAGAGUAUUGAUGUCGAGGAAGUGGAUCUCAACCGACUCAACUUUGUUGAUUUGGAAAGUUUCAUUGUGGGCUCAGGAUACUCAAAUAAGGAUUCUGACCGGAAUUUACCGACUGAAAUCUUCCAAAAUCUAGGUUUCUCGCUCCAAACAUGUCGUGCAGUGCACUGUGAUAGAAGCUACAGCUGUGUUUUAGACUAUGAUUUGCCAGAUGGCGAGACCUUCCGCGUAGCCUACUCAGGAGAUACCAGGCCAAACAAGUACUUUGCUCAACUGGCCAGAAACUGUAAUGUUCUCAUUCAUGAAGCUACUCAUGAGGAUGAAUUGCUCGAUGACGCUAUUGCAAAGAGACACUCAACAAUUUCUGAGGCUUUGGGCGUAGGUCGAGACAUGAUGGCAGAAAAUAUUGUACUCACACACUUUUCCCAGCGAUAUCCGCGGUUAGCCUCUGUUCAAAACCUAAACUUCCCAGCCCCCACAUGUUUUGCUUUUGAUGGGCUUCACAUCGCCGUGUCAGGAAUGCGAAAACUGCAGGAAAGUAUUGGUGCGAUUUCUGAUGUGAUCGCUCGAUUAGAUUUGGAGGAAGAGGGAAGCAAGUGA
Molecule: messenger RNA, 1992 nt
Organism: Wickerhamiella sorbophila
Lineage: Eukaryota; Fungi; Ascomycota; Dipodascomycetes; Dipodascales; Trichomonascaceae
Product: Ribonuclease Z, mitochondrial
Exons: 1
Coding region: 1-1992 (663 amino acids)
Biological process (GO): mitochondrial tRNA 3'-end processing
Cellular component (GO): mitochondrion
Molecular function (GO): 3'-tRNA processing endoribonuclease activity
Source: RefSeq, a predicted model, not a curated record